Messenger RNA from Enterobius vermicularis (human pinworm), 1239 nucleotides. The record is from the annotation of a GenBank genome assembly. Lineage: Eukaryota; Metazoa; Nematoda; Chromadorea; Rhabditida; Oxyuridae.
AUGAAUCAUUAUCGUUUGGAAACGAAGGCUCAUGAUGCCUUAUCUACACGAGCGUACGACCUUCUGACAACUCUGGAUCCGUUAACGUGUAGCCGAACUGAGAUACACGACGAUUUGUACGAUCCGUUGACCAAUCCAAAACUGACUGAUCCGAAAAUGUUUAAAGCAGACUUAUCACAUCUUCUUCGCUAUCCACCUCCUAGAGGUUAUGAUCGGGCUAAGGAACUUCUUGCCGCAUAUUUUGCCAGAUUUUUGAAGGUAGAUGUUGACAAAAAGAAUUUGCAGCUGGCUCCUGGAGUUACUGGAGCUUACGAUAUGCUUGCUUUUACGCUGUUAGACAAAGGCGAUUCUCUGCUGUGUCCGGCACCUUAUUAUGGCAGAGUUACCAAUGAUUUUAAGGAGCGUGCCGGUGUUACAACUUUACCAAUGCCAAUUAGCGAUCCAUAUAAUCCAAAAUUAGAAGUUGUAGAUCUUGAAAACGCAUAUAACCAAUACACAGCUAAGGGAGCAAAAAUUAGAGCAAUAUUGCUGAUUAAUCCUCAGAAUCCGUAUGGUAAUGUGUUUUCAAGAAACGAAAUUAUUGACGUUUGUAACUGGGCAACAUCGAAAAAUAUGUUUGUUAUUAUUGACGAAAUUUUCGUGUCGUCUGUUUAUUAUGAAGCUGAAAAGUUUGAAAGCUUUUUGGCUUACCGAGAUCAAUUGCACGAUGCAGAUAAAGUCUUCUGGGUUUGGGGUUUCAGUAAAGAUCUAUGUAUGCCAGGAGCUAAAAUAUCGGUGAUACAUACCACCCACCUAAAAGCUACUAAAUGCUUAAGUAGAAUAGAAUUGCUUCAGCCAUGUUCAUCAUUAGCGCAAGACUUCGCCAUUAAUCUCUUAAGUGAUCUUGAUUGGGUAGAAAAGUUCCACAAAGAAAAUGUUCGAAGACUUGGAGAGCAAUGCAGCUUGGUAAAAACAAAAUUCCAAGAGAUGGGUAUACCUUUCGCUCCCUGUACUGCUGGUUUUUAUAUCUAUCUUAAUUUUCAAGACUACCUGGCUGAGCUAACACAUGAAGAAGAAUACAAAUUUUGGAGAAAGCUUUGCGAUGAGGGAGUUUAUCUGAGUACAGGCAAAUAUUUCAACGAUUCAAGACCUGGAUGGUUAAGGAUGGUGUUCUCGUGCGAAAAGGGGAUGUUACUUGAAGGUAUUAUAUCAGUAAAUGUUUUUAUUGAACGCUGCUUAUAUCCUUCUGUGUGCCAUUAG